Messenger RNA from Fopius arisanus, 1982 nucleotides. It is a transcript of the gene beta-PheRS, whose product is annotated as phenylalanine--tRNA ligase beta subunit. Gene Ontology annotation, molecular function: phenylalanine-tRNA ligase activity; magnesium ion binding; RNA binding. NCBI's taxonomy places the organism in Eukaryota, Metazoa, Arthropoda, Insecta, Hymenoptera, Braconidae. The transcript is spliced from 10 exons. Bases 113 to 1897 code for a protein of 594 amino acids. The record is from RefSeq and is a predicted model, not a curated record. Gene Ontology annotation, cellular component: phenylalanine-tRNA ligase complex; cytoplasm. Gene Ontology annotation, biological process: phenylalanyl-tRNA aminoacylation.
UUGAGUUACGUUCAUUGAGAAUUUCAGACCCUCGGACACGUGUAAAAAACCCCCAGGAUCACUGUCAUUCGAUAAUUCCGCCGGAUCCACUGGGUAAUUACGGGUUAGGAUCAUGCCUACUGUCGGCGUCAAACGUGACUCGCUGUUCAAAGCCCUGGGAAAAACAUAUUCUGAUGAAGAGUUCCAGACAUUGUGUUUCGCCUUCGGGCUCGAGCUGGACGAAGUGACAACAGAGAAGCAGAUGAUUUCUAAGGAGCAGGGGGCAGAGCAAAGUGUUGGAGCUUCUGAAGAAAUCAUCUACAGGAUCGACAUUCCUGCGAACAGAUACGACCUUCUGUGUUUGGAGGGCAUCGUCACCGGGUUACUAAUAUUCCUCGAAAAAAUUCCAGCUCCUCGAUACAAGAAAAUUCAUCUAAAGCCCAACGACAGACAAACAAUCAGGGUCACCGAAACAUGCCAGCAAAUCCGCCCUUUUAUCGUCGGUGCGAUCCUGCGGGGCGUGACCCUGACGAAAGAGUCCUACGAUAGUUUCAUCGAUCUCCAGGACAAAUUGCACCAGAACAUCUGCAGGAAACGAUCUCUCGUGUCCAUUGGAACUCACGAUUUGGAUACGAUAAAAGGCCCCUUUACCUACGAUGCAAAACCCCCACAAGAAAUUCGUUUCAAACCCUUGAAUCAGGAUAAGGAAUACAAUGGCCUCGAAAUCAUGGAACUCUACGCUCAUCAUGCUCAGUUGAAGCAAUAUUUACCAAUAAUCAGAGAUAGUGCAGUAUUUCCAGUUGUUUAUGACAGCAAAGGAACAAUUUUGUCAUUACCACCGAUAAUAAAUUCUGAUCAUUCAAAAAUAACGCUGAACACUAGAAAUAUUUUCAUCGAGGCCACAACCACGGAUUUAACAAAGGCAGAAAUUGUUCUAGACACUCUAGUAUGUGCAUUCAGUCAGUAUUGCAAAGAAAAAUUCACGGUGGAACCCAUCGGAGUUCUUUGGAAGUCCAAGACAAGCUCUGGUGAUGCUAGCUAUCCGAAAUUGAGCUACAGGGACGUUGAGAUCAGUAGCAAAGAGGCUGUGAAUUAUGUCGGAAUCGAUCGUUCUCCAGAGGAAGUGGCACGAUUGCUCUCGAAGAUGGGAUUGAAGACGACUGUCAAGGGGGAGGAUCUCCUCAGUGUGGAAAUUCCACCAACAAGACACGAUGUGAUUCAUCCCUGUGAUAUUUACGAGGACAUCGCGAUCGCCUGGGGGUACAACAACAUCGAGAGAACUAUUCCACAGACAUCGACCAUUGGGAAAGAAUUUCCACUGAAUAAAUUGUCAGAUCAUCUCAGGCUGGAGUUGGCUCAGGCUGGAUUCACUGAGGCUCUCACGUUCUCUUUGUGCUCCAGGGAAGACGUCUCGGGGAAGUUAGGGUGGGGUUUUGAUGAAAUUCCUGCUGUCACGAUAUCAAACCCCAAGACUCUCGAGUUUCAAGUGGCGAGGACGUGUCUUCUCCCUGGACUCCUGAAGACAAUCUCAGCCAACAAGAAGAUGCCCCUGCCCUUGAAGCUCUUCGAGGUCUCCGACGUUGUCCUGAAAGACAAAAAAUCUGAGUGCGGAGCUAGAAACGAGAGAAGAUUGUGCGCAGUCUACUGCAACAAAUCCGCUGGGUUUGAAAUCAUCCACGGGCUGCUAGACCGAGUCAUGCAGCUCCUGGAGGUCCCCUGGAGCAUCGACAAGAGUAAGGAUGGGUAUUACCUCGAGGCAGCCGAAGAUCCCACGUACUUUCCCCAGAGAUGUGCGAAAAUCAUAGUUCAUGGUCAGGAAAUCGGAAAAAUGGGAGUUCUACACCCGGAGGUCCUCCAGAAAUUCGAGCUACACCUCCCCUGCUCAUCACUUGAAAUCAACAUCGAGCGAUUCUUGUAAUUAAACAUUUUCUAAUUCCCAGGAGUCACUUGUAUUUAUUCCCCGGAGAAGAUCCAAUAAAUGGUAUUCUUUCCUCAUCUUUUCA